Molecule: messenger RNA, 1464 nt
Organism: Triticum turgidum subsp. durum (durum wheat)
Lineage: Eukaryota; Viridiplantae; Streptophyta; Magnoliopsida; Poales; Poaceae
Source: the annotation of a GenBank genome assembly
AUGGGCGAGAGGAGGAGGCGCAUGAGCGCCGUCGUCGGCGGGGACGGCCGGGGCGAGGAGAAGGCCGCGGCACCGGCACCGGCACCUGCGGCGGCGCCGACGGUGUGGUUCGCGCUCAAGAAGUCGCUGCAGUGCCGGUCCCAGUCGUCGGAGGUGCACGUGCCCAAGCCCAAGGCUAGCAGCUCCAGCGCUGGCAGCGCUGGCGCCGGCGGGCACCUGUCGUCCAUCGUGACCAAGCGCGCGGCUCGGUCCGGGUGCUCUCGCUCCAUAGCCAACCUGCGGGACGUCAUCCACGGGAGCAAGCGCCACCCAGGCCAGCCGCCCAGCUGCAGCCCGCGGUCCAUCGGCAGCAGCGAGUUCCUCAACCCCAUCGCCCACGAGGUGGUGCUCAGCACCAACUCCCGCUGCGAGCUCAAGAUCACCGGCUUCGGCGGCUGCGGCGGCCUCGGGGCGGCGGGGGGAGGAGCGCCCGCGCACGAGGCGGAGGGCGGCGACGGCGGCGUCGUGUCGUCCUUCGUGGGCACGCUCCGCCCCGGCACGCCGGGGCCCGGCUGGAGCCACGGCCUGCAGUACAGCGGCUCGUGCCGGGCGGGCAGCAUGCGGUGCACGCCGCCGAGGUCGCCGAACCCGCUGCUGGACAGGGACGGCGCCGCCGCGGCCACGGCCCACCGCGCGUCCUGCGAGGUCGACGCCGCCAAGGCCGGCGGCAAGGGCUCCGGCGGCCUCAGCUGCCACAGGUGCACGGAGCAGUUCGGCAAAUGGGAGGCGCUGGAGGCGCACCACCUAUCCAAACAUUGCAGCAUGACGGAGCUGGUGGAGGGGGACUCGUCGCGGAAGAUCGUGGAGAUCAUCUGCCGGACGAGCCUGCUCAAGUCGGAGAGCAGCUGCGUGCGGAUCGAGCGCGUGUUCAAGGUGCACAACACGCAGCGGACGCUGGCCCGCUUCGAGGAGUACCGGGAGGCGGUGAAGCUCAAGGCGAACAAGCUGGCCAAGAAGCACCCGCGCUGCCUCGCCGACGGCAACGAGCUGCUGCGCUUCCACGGCGCCACGCUCUGCUGCGCGCUCGGCUCCGCCGGCGCCAGCAGCCUCUGCGCCUCCGACAAGUGCGCCGUCUGCCGCAUCAUCCGCCACGGCUUCUCCUCCUCCUCCUCGCCCAACGCCAAGAAGGACGGCAAGGCCAGCGUCGGCGUCUUCACCACGUCCACCAGCGGCCGGGCGUUCGAGGCCGCCGACGAGGAAGACGACCCGGCGGCCGCGGCCGGCGGUGCGCGCAGGGCGCUGCUGGUGUGCAGGGUGAUCGCCGGGCGGGUGCACAAGCCGCUGGAGAACGUGAGGGAGUUCGUGGGGCAGACCGGGUUCGACUCGCUGGCCGGCAAGGUCGGGCCCUACGCCAACAUCGAGGAGCUCUACCUGCUGAACCCGAGGGCGCUGCUGCCGUGCUUCGUGGUCAUCUGCAAGCCUUGA